Molecule: messenger RNA, 1470 nt
Organism: Micropterus salmoides (largemouth bass)
Lineage: Eukaryota; Metazoa; Chordata; Actinopteri; Centrarchiformes; Centrarchidae
Product: leukocyte surface antigen CD53
Exons: 8
Coding region: 344-1030 (228 amino acids)
Cellular component (GO): membrane
Source: RefSeq, a predicted model, not a curated record
CAUUCUUCAAUCCCGCCUUUUGGUUUAUGUUGUUCUCUCUCUAAUUUGCAGCUGGCUGUUAACCGCUUGUGUACUAACUACAUUGACUGGAUGCUGACAGACAACAGUGGUUAUUUUUACCUUUUUUUGUUGCUUGAGACAAUUCAGUAGUCACUGUUUUCCAUGUUACUAAAGUUAAGAAAGAGGAAGUGAGAAGGAGGUGCCGAAAGCCCCAAGAAGUGCUGCACGGUCCACAGCACUAUGAGAAGAGGAAGUGCAAGCAACAGCAAAGUUCACUAAACACAAGUCUGAACAGAGACAAACCGAUAAUUCUCCCAGAGAGGUCUGACAGAGGUGUUCCAGAAUGGCUCAGAACUGCCUCAAGUGUUUAAAGUACACCAUGUGUGCUGCCAACUUCCUUUGUUUUAUGUGCGGCGUGGCGGUGCUGGGCUUCGGUGUGUACAUGAUGGUGAACUUCAGGCUAGCCGCACUCACCCCUGCCCUGGCCAACUUCAACUUAUCCAACAUGCUCCUGAUCAGCGGCAUCGUCAUCACCUGUGUGUCCUUCCUGGGCUUCCUGGGAGCUCUGAAGGAGAACCGCUGUCUCCUCCUGACGUUUUUCCUGCUGCUGUUCUUCCUGAUGCUGAUAGAGCUCACAUUAGCAUGCUUGCUACUGGUGUAUGAGGAUAAGAUUGGUGAAUUGAUGACAAAAGAUCUCAACAACGGUUUGGAAAAGGCAAAAGCAAAGAAUUCAACGAGAGUGAUGAGUGACUGGGACCUGCUUCAGGACAAUUUUAAGUGCUGUGGGGUGAAGAAUUUCACAGACUGGGGACAGGACGUGCCUUCAUCCUGCUGCUCGGGCCCCUGUGGCAAAAUGCCCAAGUACAACGAAAAGGGCUGUUUGGAAAUGUUGAAGACCUUUUUUGAGGAGAAUUUCCUAACCACCGGAAUUUCUGUCAUUGUCCUCUGCAUUGUCGAGGUUUUGGGAAUGUGUUUCGCCAUGACACUCUUCUGCCACAUCAGCAGAUCUGGACUGGGCUACAAGUUAUAGACACGAUUUUCUCAAACUAAUCUUUUAUCUGCAUAUUUUAGGGUUGAUAUUAUUGUACAGUUCUGUCUUUUCAAAAUCAUGUUUGCAGAAGUCUAGAAAAGGCGCAUGUAAUGUUACUGGAAAAGCUUGGUGAUUUUAAUAAACUGUUUUUACCACGAUCCUAUUUUGAACUUGAUGUUAAUGUUUCCUUUCACUAGAAAAUUAAGCUAAAAUGUUUUCAGACAUGACAACUUCUGUAAUUGUGAGUGCUCAUGUUAUAUAAAAAUGCUAUUUCAGGCUGAGCUGUGUGAAAUGACGAUUCUGUAAAAUGACGAAAUGGAAUCACUAUGAAAAGCAGCUUUUGUAAUAUAUUAUAUAUCCACUGUAACUUCUUCCACAAACGUUUCACACAAUUUUGGGAACCUUCUAAUGAACAAAUAAAAUACAGUAUUAAAACUGAA